Paramuricea clavata is the source of this 476-nucleotide messenger RNA. The record is from the annotation of a GenBank genome assembly. Lineage: Eukaryota; Metazoa; Cnidaria; Anthozoa; Malacalcyonacea; Plexauridae.
AUGGCGCAUUUCAUAGAUAAUCUUAGACAGUUCUUUGAAGAGUUUUUAAGAUGUAUUAGGGAAGCAGUUGCGGGGCUGAGUUCAGAAUACGAACCAAGUCGUGUGGACAGCCUGUUAUACAGGCUAUCGGAAUUUGAAACCACACUUGGAUUAAUUUCAAGUCGUGUUGGAGAAUAUGACACUGAUGACAGCGUUGAUCAGUUGUUGCAAGACCUGGAAUGGCUCUUAGCCACUGUGCGUCUUAUAAAAACCAGAUAUCAAGAUAGGCAUGUUGAAUCGAACACCUCUUCCGAUAUCGAAUCGCCACACCACAGUUGUCCUGUUGCACAUUUGUUGUUCAGCAACUGCGUGAAGAAUCCAUGAAAUGGGUAAACAUUGCAAGAAUUCUUGGAAUUUCACCCAAGACUUUGAUUCGAUUUGAAAUGCCCAUUGGUGCUGCCUUCACAUGUCUUGAAGAUGGUAAUUUAGACGGACAU